AUGGUCCACCCCUACAUGCGCCAAUCCCACCACGCCCAAGAGGGCAUUCAAUCCGCGGAAGAGAUAUCCCAAAAGACAAUCGACUUGCUCGAACGCCUACACGCAAUUGUCAUAGGGCCCGGGCUUGGGCGGGACAGCUUAAUGCAGGAUACAGCCGCACACAUAAUUGAAGCGGCGAAAGCGAGGGGUAUGCCCAUGGUUGUAGAUGCGGACGGGUUGUUCUUAGUGCAAAACCGACCGUCCAUUAUUAAAGACUAUGUCAAAGCAAUUCUAACCCCCAAUAAGGCCGAAUUCGCACGCCUGUGUAAAACCAUGCAAAUUGACCCUCAAGAUGGCGAUGAGUUAGAGGUUUGUGCAAAACUAGCUAGAGCCUUCGGCGGUGUGACUAUCAUACAAAAGGGACCGAAGGAUUACAUUUCCAAUGGAAAGCAGACAUUUAUAUGCGAACUCGAAGGUGGUUUAAAGAGAAGUGGUGGGCAGGGCGACACCCUUACCGGAAGCCUGGGGACGUUUCUUGCUUGGACGAGGGCUUAUCGGGAGAGGAUUUGGAAUCACGACAACUCACUUUCCGAUUCGGAACUAAUCUCGUUAUCGGCAUUCGGAGCAGCUGCCGUAACAAGGUAUUGUUCACGGGUGGCGUACGAGAAGAAAGGCAGGGCACUACAGGCGAGUGACUUGUCGGUGGAAGUUGGCAAUGCUUUCAAAUACUUAUUCGAAACCGAAAACCCAAAACUCUAA
Tuber melanosporum (Perigord truffle) is the source of this 738-nucleotide messenger RNA. RefSeq lists its product as uncharacterized. The transcript has 3 exons. Bases 1 to 738 code for a protein of 245 amino acids. Gene Ontology annotation, biological process: metabolite repair. Gene Ontology annotation, molecular function: ATP-dependent NAD(P)H-hydrate dehydratase activity. Lineage: Eukaryota; Fungi; Ascomycota; Pezizomycetes; Pezizales; Tuberaceae. The record is from RefSeq and is a predicted model, not a curated record.